CAGUCAUUGUGAAAUUGGAUGUUGACUGAUUGGUUGAUGAAUUAAAUCCCAGCGGGUUUGGGCGGUGCCACAUCCUGUGUGGCUCAGCUGCAUGGAAAACAGAAAACCAGCUGGAAGCUGUUCAUUCAUUUAUCCCAGCGAAGGGUUAGCUUCACACGAACCUGCACAUCAGCGUUAGCUAGCUAGCCAUUCGGCUGGCUUACCAACUGAAAAUGGCACAGUUAAAGCAUUAAAAGUGUCCAUCCAAAAUGUGAAACUCUGGGCUGCAUUGUGUGAACCAGCAGGGAAUCAGACAAUCAUCAGUGGUGCGGCGGACGUGGUGGCUUUGCAAUAAGGAUCAUGUGGUGGGCCUGGCCGUUCCUGCCUGCUCUGGUGCUUCUCUCAGAGCUCUCUGUGGUGAGAGUCCAGACUGCGCCGUGCCAGACUUGCCGAAAACUCACAGAAAGUUUUAUUAAGGGCUUGGAGAUAACAGCCAACAAGAAUUUUGGGGGAGGAAACACUGCCUGGGAAGAAGAAAAGCUUGCUAAAUAUGCCCGCAGUGAAACUCGGCUCCUCGAGAUAGUAGAAGCUGCUUGUGAGAAAGCAGAUUUUGAAUGUAACCGGCUGCUGGAGCAGAUAGAGGACCAAGUGGAAACAUGGUGGUUCCACAGGCAGCAGGAGGCACCGGACCUGUUUGAGUGGCUGUGCAUAGAGGAGCUAAGACUCUGCUGUCCACCUGGACGCUUUGGACCUGACUGCAAAGACUGUCCAUCUAGCCCUGGUGGUGUGUGUGGAGGUCUGGGCCGCUGCGAGGGGGAGGGGACUCGCCUCGGCGAUGGAGAGUGUGUCUGUGAUCCCGGAUACUCGGGCCGUCUGUGCCAGAGCUGUGCUGAUGGCUACUACAGAGAGAAAAGCUCCAACGACAGCAUAGGAGCAUGUGCAGCUUGCUACCACUCGUGUAAAAAAUGCGCGGGGCCGCAGGACUACAAAUGCCUCGAUUGCAAACCCGGCUGGAUCCUUCAUGACAACAAGUGCGUGGACAUUGACGAGUGUGGUACAGAGCUGGCUCGUUGUGCGUCCAACACCUACUGUCACAACACCGAAGGAUCCUAUGAAUGCAGAGGCUGUGACCAGGCUUGUGUGGGCUGCAUGGGCAGUGGACCUGCCCGCUGUAAGAAAUGUGCCCGUGGCUACAAAUUGAGAGGAGCAAAGUGUCUCGAUAUAGAUGAAUGUAGUGAUCGUGCAAUAGCAUGCCCAGGACUCAACGAGGCCUGUAUCAACGAGGAGGGCUCCUUCCACUGUGACUGUGCUAAUGGAUUCAUUAGAAGAGAUAGCCUUUGUGUUGAAAAUACGCCUCCUGCUGGCCCGGAGAAGGGGCUGUUCGAUGACAUGACAGAUGAUGAAGUCCUUGUAUUGCAGCAGAUGUUCUUUGGCGUUGUAAUCUGUGCCAUCGCUACGCUCGCUGCUAAGGGUGACAUGGUUUUUACGGCCAUUUUCAUCGGAGGUGUUGCUGCCAUGGCCGGAUACUGGCUGACAGAAAAGGGAGACUACAUGCUGGAUGGAUUUAUGAAGGGACGCUAGACUGUCUGGAGCCUCGAUUUGAGAAAGGACACUGGAACACCAGCCAGUUAAGGUGAAUAAGACUCAACUGGAGGCAGGAAACUAUCCCUGCAAUGCUAGCCUUUCCGGGAUUUACUUGGGGAGUUACUUGAAAGGGCUUGGGUUCAUUUAUGUUUAUGAAUAGGAUAAUGCAGGAAAAAGUUUGAACUUGAAGGCUAUGAAGCCGUGAAUUCUUGGAAGAGGAAUGACAAAGCGGCACUGCACUGAUAUUAGGGAGCUGAACUUAAUCCCCUACCUUAACUUUGUUGGGAACAAGGGUGACAUGAAGACCACUACUGAUUGUUAAAAUCUAUUAUGCAUUUGGAUGUCCCAUGCCUCGAUGUUGAAAUGAUGUCGUUUUCUUCCACACAAUCAAAACCUCCAGUCAUCCUGUCCAUCAUGUUUUUCCGUUAUCUCAAUGCUGUGAAGCAGAGGGUUUCCUUUAGACUGAAUGGUACGUGACUUUUGGCUGUCAGGAUACUGCAUCACUCAAGUUUCUUGCAUGUGGUUAGAUAAGGAAUCUUUUAGGAUUUUCCUCAAUCACCCUAAAAAAAAGAAAGCUUAUCGAAACUCUGGGAUAUUUCCAUUAUGAGCCACUGGUUAUUCAUGUUCAGAAUUACUUUUUACCUCCUUACUUACUGAAUGAUGAUUUUUAGUAAUAAUGCAUGAACAUAGGAUUUGAAAUGAAAGGUACUACACUGUAUGUAUUUAUUUAUUUAUUUAUUGUCUUACUUGGGCAUGGAAGACUGACUUUAACUACUGCAAUUGGCCACUUAAUGAGUGUGAGGGAAUGUGCUUUAGUCAAAUUCUGGAUCUGGAUGAUUUAAGCCAUUUUCUGUUGCCUUUUUAAUUUAUUUUGAAAGCAAUAUUUAUUGGGAGGAUGAUUAUUAUAUUUUGCUCUUGACAUUUCCUCUGUGUAUUUUGUGUGUGUAUUUUCAAUGCAGUUUUUUUUUUGUUUUUUUAAAUCUGUUCAGUUGUAAUUCUAGCAGAUAUAGUAGCAUCAUGUUAGAAGGCCACUGAAGCGUCACUUCUUCCCCAACCAUCCACUUUGUCUUUGGUUUUCCUUGUGUGGAAAGUUCUCCACAGUCAUUAUUUGUUAUAGAUGUUUGCUUUACAAUAAAAAGUUUGUCACUCCUCA
Molecule: messenger RNA, 2716 nt
Organism: Cottoperca gobio
Lineage: Eukaryota; Metazoa; Chordata; Actinopteri; Perciformes; Bovichtidae
Gene: creld1b
Product: CRELD disulfide isomerase 1b
Exons: 11
Coding region: 340-1560 (406 amino acids)
Molecular function (GO): calcium ion binding
Source: RefSeq, a predicted model, not a curated record